This is a messenger RNA of Vicia villosa (hairy vetch), 1524 nucleotides long. RefSeq lists its product as uncharacterized. Lineage: Eukaryota; Viridiplantae; Streptophyta; Magnoliopsida; Fabales; Fabaceae. The record is from RefSeq and is a predicted model, not a curated record. The transcript is spliced from 10 exons. The coding region runs from base 1 to 1524 and encodes 507 amino acids.
AUGUCAAGACCUCCCAUUUUGAUUAAAGAUUUGGUCAAGGGAAGUCAAGUCUGGAAAAUGCACAUUAGGGUGGUUGAUGUGUGGGUUGUUAUUGAGAAAAAUGGGAACAAACACCUUGAAGCAGUCAUUCAGGAUGUAAAGGGUGACAAGAUUCAUGUAACCACUUGGGGGAGAGACUUCCAAGAUUGGAUUGAAGUAGUCAAGGAGCAUGAGACGUAUUUCCUUUAUAAUGGAGAGCCAGUUGACAACGACGGCCCUUUCAAAGUGACUGCUAACCCACUGAAACUCAUAUUCAAUGGAGGUACUACCAUGUCUCAAGUUGCGAUACCGGAGAUACCAAGUCACAGCUACACUUUCCACCCUAUUGAGAGCUUUCUCAAAGCUGACUUCAAGCAUGACCAGUUGUAUGAUCUCUGCAUACUUUACGUAUCAGAUGUCAUUGGUGUGUUACAAGAUGUUUUAAAAACCCAAGUGGGAGGUGGCGGUAGGAAAUCUUGUGUCAAUAUCUCUUUGCGUGAUGUACAAGGCAAUGUGAUCGAGCUGGUUUUAUGGGAGGAUUACGCCAAACAGUUCAACAAAUACACUACCCCUAACAACUUUGCCGGUCCUACUAUAAUUGUUUUGACACAUGCAUGGUGCAAGCCUAACACAGUUUCGGGUUUACCAAGUCUUUCCAACGCAUGGAACGGUUCUAAACUUUACAUCAACUUGGACCAUCCACAAGUCCAUGAGUUCAAAGCUAGUUUUGGAUCCAACUUACCUGCUGCUUCCCAGUCGAUGACUGGCGAUUCAUCUGUUCAAUCUAAUAACAAUUUCUGGACCAAAUUGUCUGAGGUCAAGAGUAUCGGUGCGGACUGUUAUGCAACAACCAUUGGAACUACUACUGGUUUUAAUGCCUCCCGGUCUGGAUGGUAUUUUGAAUCCAAUGGAAAUACGGAUGCCGAACGCAAUACAAAAUUCAAACUUGAAGUUGAGGUGGAGUAUGAUAACCAAAACGGGGUUUUUGUUUUUUGGGAUAAGGAUGUGAUUCCUUAUACUAAACACACAGCUACCGAAUUAAGAGAAAUCAUGAAGAAGGCCGGAGAGGACAAUCCUAAGAUUUGGCCUACUCACUUAGAUGCGUUGUUGAAUAGACAAAUGGUGUUUCGUAUCAAGUAUCAAUCCCAAUUUCGACGAUUCUCUAUCGUAAAGAUACUUAACGAAGAGGGCCUUUACGAUAAGUUUGACACCUACCUCAAAACUAAUGAGGUAACUACUGCUGCUGAUUUGGAAGUGGACACAACUUCUCCAUCUCUUAUUCCAACCCAAGUCACACAAACUUGCGAACCAUCGAUCAUUGCUCUAACAGAUUCUGCUACUGACCAUAAGGGCAGUCCUUCUGCAAGCUGCAGCAGUACUCCUGCCAAGAGGGUCGCAACGUCAACCUCAAUUAACGAGCUUAUCCAGGCUGAAGAGCUCACUCCUAAGCAAUCGGCCACUAAGUCAAAGAAUGGAAAAAAGACAAAGCAACUAAAAAAUGACUGA